GUGAUUCUGUAAAUCUGUCUGGUGUUUUCCGCUUUAUUUGUUAUGGAAGUGUUACUCCACCCUGCCUCAGGAGUAGAGCCCUAGAUGAAUGGAUGGAGCAUGUUUUCGAGAAACACUUAGAACCCAUCGGAGAUGGCCUGAUAUUAUGGCAAUUUGGAAGAAGGACGUCUGCUUUGAAUGACAUUGCAGACAGGCAAUGGCACUGCGAUGGCUAUGGAUGUUAGUACCAUGGAGAGGAGGUUGGAACCCACGCUCGAAAGCACCUGGACAAGAAGAGGAACGACAUGUUCGAGCCAACGAUCGGGACUACAAUGAGAGGUUCAUUUAUGCUGACAAUCGAAUUAAGACAGCAAAAUACAACAUCUUCACCUUCCUGCCCAUUAACUUGUUCGAGCAGUUCCAACGCUUUGCAAAUGCCUACUUCCUAGUGCUGCUGAUACUGCAGUUAAUUCCAGAAAUCUCCUCUCUGUCCUGGUUCACCACCAUUGUGCCUUUGGUGUUGGUGCUGUCUAUCACAGCUGUAAAAGACGCUACAGAUGACUAUUUCCGCCAUAAAAGUGAUCAACAAGUCAACAACCGGCAGUCUCAGGUACUCAUCAAUGGAAAGCUACAGAAUGAAAAAUGGAUGAAUGUUAGAGUGGGCGAUAUAAUCAAACUUGAGAACAAUCAGUUUGUUGCUGCUGACCUUCUCCUCCUAUCUAGCAGUGAGCCAUACGGACUGUGCUAUAUCGAGACAGCAGAGCUUGAUGGGGAGACCAACCUGAAGGUGCGCCAAGCCUUGACUGUAACAUCAGACCUCUGGGAUGAUGUUGCAAAGCUGGCAGACUUUAAUGGGGAAGUCAUCUGUGAGCCUCCCAACAAUAAACUGGACAAGUUCAUGGGGACUCUGUAUUGGAGAGAUAAUAAGUAUUCACUGGACAACGAGAAAGUGCUCUUGAGAGGCUGCAUACUCCGUAACACAGAGUGGUGCUUCGGCUUGGUUAUCUUUGCUGGACUCCAAACCAAGCUGAUGCAGAACUGUGGGACGACCAAAUUCAAAAGGACCAGCAUCGAUAUACUGAUGAACACAUUAGUGCUGUGGAUCUUUGGAUUUCUCAUCUGCAUGGGAAUCAUCUUGGCCAUUGGCAACACCAUUUGGGAGCAGAGAGUUGGCAGCAACUUCUGGGCGUAUCUUCAGUGGAAGGAACUCACGAUCAAUGCAAUAUUCUCCGGCUUCCUGACCUUCUGGUCAUAUGUUAUCAUCCUCAACACUGUCGUACCCAUCUCACUUUAUGUUAGCGUAGAAGUUUUGCGGCUGGGCCAUAGUUACUUCAUAAACUGGGACAGACGAAUGUAUUACAGUCGUAAAGACACUCCUGCUGAGGCUCGGACAACCACCCUUAACGAGGAGCUGGGACAGGUGGAGUUUAUCUUCUCGGACAAAACCGGGACCCUCACCCAGAACAUCAUGGUGUUCAAUAAGUGUUCUAUUAAUGGGAAGACCUAUGGUGACGUUUAUGAUGAGUUCGGGCAUAAAGUUGACAUUACAGAGAAAACACCAUGUGUGGAUUUCUCCUUUAACCCAUUGAUGGACAUGAAGUUCCGUUUCCAUGACAGCAGCUUGAUUGAGGCGAUCAAACUGGAAGAGCCUCUGGUGCAGGAAUUCUUCCGUCUGUUAGCGCUCUGCCACACCGUCAUGCCAGAAGAGAGGAAUGAGGGUGAGCUGGUGUAUCAAGCACAAUCUCCAGAUGAAGGAGCUCUGGUUACUGCAGCACGCAACUUUGGCUUUGUAUUUCGGUCCAGAACACCAGAAACCAUUACUCUAUAUGAGAUGGAUCAGCCGGUAACAUACCAGCUAUUGGCCAUCCUGGACUUCAACAAUGUGCGAAAGAGAAUGAGCGUUAUUGUGAGGAACCCAAAGGGGCAGCUAAAGCUUUACUCAAAAGGAGCUGACACAAUAAUCUUCGACAGGCUGGACCCGUCUAAUGAAGAGCUUAUGUUUACUACCUCAGAGCACCUUAAUGAGUUUGCCGGAGAGGGUUUGAGGACAUUAGCGCUGGCGUACAAAGACCUGGAUGAGGAUUUGUUUGAUGAAUGGAUGAAGAAUCUUCUCUUUGCCAGCACGGUGUUGGAUAACAGAGAAGAAAAACUCUGGGCUCUAUAUGAAGAAAUAGAGCAGGGCCUGAUGCUGCUUGGUGCUACAGCCAUAGAGGACAAACUGCAGGAGGGAGUUCCAGAGACAAUCGCCUGUUUGACUUUGGCCAACAUCAAGAUCUGGGUGCUCACCGGGGACAAGCUAGAGACGGCAAUGAACAUCGGCUACUCGUGUAGCAUGCUGAGAGACGACAUGAACGAGGUGUUCAUAAUCUCAGGUCACACCAUGCUCGAGGUUCAGCAGGAUCUCAGAAAUGCCAAAGAGAGAAUCAUGGGACCCAGUAGAGAGAAUCUCAGCAGUGUCACCGACAUGGAAAAAACAGAUUUGUACUCAAGUGACUCUGUCUUUGAGGAGACCAUUAUCGCAGAAUAUGCAUUAAUCAUCAAUGGCCACAGUUUGGCUUAUGCCCUGGAGGCUGAUCUGGAGCAGAUCUUGGUGGAUGUGGCGUGUCUCUGCAAGACAGUGAUCUGUUGUCGGGUCACUCCACUGCAGAAAGCACAGGUGGUGGAGCUGAUCAAGAGACACAAAAGAGCCGUUACACUCGCCAUCGGAGAUGGAGCCAAUGACGUCAGUAUGAUCAAGACGGCUCACAUUGGCGUGGGCAUCAGUGGACAGGAGGGGAUGCAGGCAGUGUUGGCCUCCGAUUACUCCUUCGCCCAAUUCCGCUACCUGCAGCGCCUCCUGCUUGUCCACGGUCGCUGGUCCUACUACCGCAUGUGCAACUUCCUCUGUUACUUCUUUUACAAGAACUUCGCCUUCACACUGGUUCAUUUCUGGUAUGGAUUCCUCUGUGGAUUUUCAGCACAGACGGUAUACGACCAAUGGUUCAUCACACUUUUCAACAUAGUCUACACCUCGCUUCCUGUGCUGGCCAUGGGCAUGUUUGACCAGGAUGUGAACGAGCAGUACAGUUCACGCUAUCCAAACCUGUACAGACCGGGACAGCUCAACCAGCUCUUUAACAAGAGGAAGUUCUUCACCUGCACUCUUCAGGGGGUCUUCACUUCUUUCAUCCUCUUCUUCAUCCCAUACGGAGCCUUCAUAACCGCUGCGCGCGAUGACGGCACCCACAUCUCCGAUCAACAAGCAUUUGCCGUCACCAUAGCAACCUCUUUGGUCCUUGUUGUCAGUGUCCAGAUUGGGCUUGACACAAACUACUGGACGGCUGUGAAUCUUUUCUUCGUAUCGGGAAGUCUAGCUGUGUACUUUGCAAUACUUUUUGCAAUGCACAGCGAUGGUAUUUUUACCAUAUUCCCGAACCAGUUUCCUUUCAUAGGUACGGCACGUAACUCUCUAAAUCAGAGGUUUGUGUGGCUGGUAAUCCUCCUCACCACAGUCGUGUGCAUAAUGCCAAUGGUGGCCAUCCGAUUCAUCAAGACUGACCUAAAUCCCACACACACUGACAAGGUACGUUUACUUCAGCAGGCCACUAGUAGGCAGGGUCCUCAAGAACAGAACCUCAGACGAGUCCGGAGGACGAGUUCACGGCGCUCGGCGUACGCUUUCGCCCACCAGCAGGGAUACGGAGAACUCAUCACCUCUGGCAAGAACAUGAAGGUCCCCACAUCCUCUACUUCCACAUGUCCCGUAUCUUCUCCCACAAGAGCACCAGCCGGAUCCAGAUGGAUAGAGGGCUUGAGAAACAACGGGGACCUUGACACUACCACCCCGGCGGUGGAGAUCACUGGAUUUAGAGGGGAAAGUUACCGAAGUGGAGAGCUAACACUGGAAGACUUGGAAGACACAUAAAGAACCGUUCACUCACUGAAUGAAGAAUACUGAGAGACGUAACGUUUUGACGAAAGGGUCAUCCGGAUACAUACUGUACCUGUGCCUUCCAUCAUCCUGCAAGCGAAAGACUAAAGCAUUUACUCUUACUAAACUUAUAUAAUUCCACAUGUAUCUACUUGAAAGGUCUAUAAAGUGGGCAUUUCUUUCACAUGAUGCUUUAUGGAAGGGAUUUUUGUGCCUUUUUUGUUUUCCUUUUAUUAAAGGAAGUAUUUUAAGUUCUUUAUGUUGGGUUGAAUGUGUCACCAUUGCCUUUUUGUUCUCUGAAAAGUUCUGACAUUACAAAAUAUCACUGAUGUUCAUGCAUAAUUUAUAAAUUAGCAGUUUAGAUUAUUGUCCUCAAAUGUUGGGAUAUUUUGAAGGUAAAAUGUGAAAGUACAGGUCAUAUUUUCUAUCUUUAAUUUAUUUAAUGAGGGGAGUUGUGCAACAAUUCCUUUUUAUGAAUGUACAGUCGACACAUUAAAUAUAAUGUUGUUAAAUUUAUGACCAAUGUAUAUGAUUUUCCUGCUGUGCUAUUUUGUCAACCAGGACCAUGGAAAUUGUUUAUUGUUUUUAUGUAAAUGCAUUGAUUUUUAUACAAAUCAUUGUAAUUUUUAUAUGAUAUGCAUU
Messenger RNA from Xyrauchen texanus (razorback sucker), 4531 nucleotides. RefSeq names its product phospholipid-transporting ATPase ID-like. The coding region runs from base 197 to 3883 and encodes 1228 amino acids. Gene Ontology annotation, molecular function: ATP hydrolysis activity; ATPase-coupled intramembrane lipid carrier activity; ATP binding. Gene Ontology annotation, biological process: Golgi organization; phospholipid translocation. The record is from RefSeq and is a predicted model, not a curated record. The transcript has 30 exons. Gene Ontology annotation, cellular component: plasma membrane. Lineage: Eukaryota; Metazoa; Chordata; Actinopteri; Cypriniformes; Catostomidae.